This is a messenger RNA of Myripristis murdjan (pinecone soldierfish), 1623 nucleotides long. RefSeq lists its product as uncharacterized. Bases 1 to 1623 code for a protein of 540 amino acids. Lineage: Eukaryota; Metazoa; Chordata; Actinopteri; Holocentriformes; Holocentridae. The transcript is spliced from 9 exons. The record is from RefSeq and is a predicted model, not a curated record.
AUGAACGUGGUGCAGGAACAGGAUGGUGAGGCAGCCACUUACACUCCUACUGAGAUCUGUGCCUUAAAAGGAUCAACAGUGGAAAUGCAGUGCACCUACACAUACCCAUACAGUGAAGAAGAAGGUGUUAGCAGAGUUGGACAAGCACUGUGGUUUACUAAGGUUAAGGGUGAAGAACCUGUAGGUCUGAGAUCAGACUCAGAGUAUGAAGGUCGUGUGGAGUAUCAGGGUGUCCAGAUAGAGGUGACUCCAAACUCGUCUUCUUCCCAGGCAGAGCUGAAGUGUCUCAGCAGCUGUUCUCUAUCUGCUCGUCCUUCUUACGUCUGGUACAAGAAUGGACAGAAAUUUAAGGAAGGAGCUUCUCCUUCCUAUGCAGAUAACUUUAAUCCUGAUGACAGCUAUUCCUGCACUUUACAAGGACAUGAGGAUUUCCACUCUCCUUCAGUGUGUGUCCGCGGUCAAACCUGCAACAGAGUGACUUACACUGACAGAAGCAUCUGUGCUGUGAAGGGCUCAUCAGUGAACAUUUCUUGUUCAUACAACAGUUAUGAAAAUGAUGUUAGAUCAAAAUUCUGGUUCAGUUUCAAACGUAGUGAUCGAUGGCGGGAUCCCUCACAACCUGAGGACCUCAGUGGGGACUCAGAGUUUGCAGGUCGUGUCCAGCUGUUUGAAGAGAGAGGACGCUGCACUCUGAGAAUCACUGAGCUGAGAGAGAGCGAUUCAACCGAGUAUCGCUUCAAAUUCAAAACAUCGAACGUUGAAUGGGGAAGCAGUUUACCUGGUACAACUCUGACUGUCACAGAUCCAGCUUUCCGGGUGCAGGUGACCGUAUCACAACAAUACCCGCAUUCUACCUGGGCAGAGCUCAAGUGCCACAUAGUUUGCCAUCUACCUGGCCAUCCAUCCUCCUUCAUCUGGUACAAGAAUGGAGUAAAACUUAGAGAACGAAUUUCUUUUCGAGACCGCUUUGUUUCCGCAGACAGCUAUUCCUGUGCUGUAAAAGAAUAUGAGGAUUUCCACUCUCCUCCAUUAUGUGUCCACGGUCAAACCUGCAACAGAGUGACUUACACUGACAGAAGCAUCUGUGCUGUGAAGGGCUCAUCAGUGGACAUUUCUUGUUCAUACAACAGUUUUGAAAAUGAUGUUGGAUCAAAAUUCUGGUUCAGUCUCAAACGUAGUGAUCGAUGGCAAAAUUCCUCACAACCUGAGGACCUCAGUGGGGACUCAGAGUUUGCAGGUCGUGUCCAGCUGAUUGAAGAGAGAGGACGCUCCACUCUGAGAAUCACUGAGCUGAGAGAGAGCGAUUCAGCCGAGUAUCGCUUCAAAUUCAAAACACACAACUUUGAAUGGAGGAGCAGUUUACCUGGUACAACUCUGACUGUCACAGAUCUCCAGGUGGAGGUGAUCAGAUCUUCGAUCUACCAGAGUUAUACAGAGGCAGAGCUGAAGUGUCGCAGCAUUUGCAGCCAAGCUGCUCGUCCUUUCUAUGUCUGGAAGAAGAAAUCUCUCAACUCUGAGCAGAGUGACCCAGUACAAACUGUGCAGUCAGACUCUGACCCUGUGUAUGAGAGCGUCGCUGCAGCACAGACAGAAGCCACAGAGGAGCAGGAAGACCAGGUGUAA